AAGAUCAUGACCAAGAGUGAGCCAGAGGAGGAAUCUCCCCAUACAGUGAAGAUCGAAAGACUCAGCAAUGUUGAUGAUUGCUCCUCUAUUUGUGGGGAAUGGGGUGAAAGUGAGAGCCAAGUAAAAAGUGAGGAAAUAAAACAGGAGAGUAAUAUGAGAAAAAUGACCACACGCCAGAAGAUUCAAACUAGAGACAACUGUUAUAAAUAUAAGGAAUGUGGUAAAGUCUUCCCUCCACAUUCAAACUUUUCUGAACAUCAGAAAGUCCAGGCUCUUGAGAAGACUUAUAAAUGUAACCAAUGUGGGCAAACAUUCACUCACAAGUCGAGACUUAUUCGACACCAGAGAAUUCAUGCUAGAAAGAAGUGCCAUAAAGGUAAUGACUGUGAAAAAGCCUUCAGUCAGACCUUAACCCGAGCUUCACAUCAGAUGAUUCAUACUGAAGAGAAACCAUAUAAAUGUAAUGAAUGUGGGAGAUCCUGUCCCAAAAACUCAAUUCUUAUUAGGCACCAGAGAAUUCAUACUGGAGAGAAGCCUUAUAAAUGUAAGGAGUGUGGGAAAGCCUUCACUGAGGUUUCAAAACUUAAUAUACAUCAGAGGAUUCAUACUGGAGAGAAGCCUUAUGAAUGUAAUGAUUGUGGGAAGGCCUUCAAUAGAAGUUCAUCCCUUGUUAGGCAUCAGAAAAUUCAUACUGGAGAGAAGCCGUACAAAUGUGACAAGUGUGAAAAAGCCUUUACUGAGAGCUCAAACCUUAUUUUACAUCAGAUGGUUCAUACUGGAGAGAAGCCUUAUACAUGUAAUCAGUGUGGGGAAGCCUACACUAAAAACUCAAACCUUGUUAGGCACAAGAGAAUUCAUACUGGAGAGAAGCCUUAUAAAUGUGAGGAGUGUGGGAAAGCUUUCACUGAGAUGUCAAAACUUACAACACAUCAGAAGAUUCAUAGUGGAGAGAAACCUUAUAUAUGUAAUAAAUGUGGGAAAGCCUUCACUGGAAAUUCAAACCUUUCGAAACACCAGAAAAUCCAUUCUGGAGAGAAGCCUUAUAAAUGUGCUGAGUGUGGGAAAGCCUUCAGUCAGAGCUCAGUGCUUUAUAGGCAUAUGUUGAUUCAUACUGGAGAGAAGCCUUAUAAAUGUAAUGAAUGUGGGAAAGCAUUUACUCAAUACUCAACCCUUUUCAAACAUGAGAGAAUUCAUACUGGAGAGAAGCCUUAUAAAUGUAAUGAAUGUGGGAAAGCCUACACUCGAAACUCAACCCUUUUCACUCACCAGAGGAUUCAUACUGGAGAGAAGCCUUAUAAAUGUGAAGAGUGUGGGAAAUCCUUCAAUGAGAGCUCUACUCUUACUGUACAUCAGAUGAUUCAUACUGGGGAGAAGCCUUAUACGUGCAAAGAAUGUGGGCUAUCCUUCACUAAAAACUCAUUCCUUGUCAGGCACCAGAGAAUUCAUACUGGAGAGAAGCCUUAUAAAUGUGAGGAGUGUGGGAAAGCCUUCACUGAGAUGUCAAAACUUAAAAUGCACCAGAAGAUUCAUAGUGGAGAAAAACCUUAUAAAUGCAAUAAAUGUGGGAAAGCCUUCACUGAGAACUCACGCCUUUUGAAACACCAGAGGAUUCAUACUGGAGAGAAGCCUUAUAAAUGUAAUGAGUGUGGGAAAGCCUUCAGUCAGAGCUCCAUGCUUAUUAGGCAUAUGAUGACUCAUACUGGAGAGAAGCCUUACAAAUGUAGUGAAUGUGGGAAAUCCUUCACUCAAAAGUCAAGCCUUUUUAUCCACCAGAGAAUUCAUACUGGAGAGAAUCCUUAUAAGUGUAAGGAAUGUGGGAAAGCCUUCCGUAGAACCUCAGCACUUAAUAAACACAAGAGAAUUCAUACUGAAGACAAGCUUUAUAAAUGUCAAGAAAACAUAAAGGGAUUGAAUGAUGUGACAAAAAUGACCAAAGACAAGAAGGUUCGAACUAGAGGUAAAAUUGUUAACUCUAAGGAAUGUGAGAAAGCCUUCCCUCAGAAUCCAAACUCUUCUAAACAUCAGGAAAUCCAUGCUAUUCGGAAGGCAUAUAUGUGUAGUGCAUGUGAUUUGAUAUUCGCAGACAACUUAAGACUUAUUCAACAUCAGAAGACUCAUGCUGGAAAGAAGCGUUAUAAAUGUGAGGAAUGUGGGAAAGCCUUCUUAGAGAUUUCAAAACUUCAUAUACAUCAGAAGAUUCAUACUGGAGAGAAGCCUUAUAAAUGUAAUGAGUGUGGGAAAACUUUCACUCAAAAUGCAACCCUUUUCAAACACCAGAGGAUUCAUACUGGAGAGAAACCAUAUAAAUGUAAUGAGUGUGGGAAAGCCUUCACUCAAAAGUCAACCCUAUCCAACCACCAGAGAACUCAUACUGGAGAGAAGCCUUAUAAAUGUGAUGAGUGUGGGAUAGCCUUCAGUCAGAGGUCAACCCGUAUUAAACACCAGAGGAUUCAUACUGGAGAGAAACCUUAUAAAUGUAAUACAUGUGGGAAAGCUUUUGUAGAGAGGUCAAACCUAAUUCAACAUCAGAAAAUUCAUACUGGGGAGAAGCCUUAUAAAUGUAAUACUUGUGGGAAAGCCUUCAAUCAAAACUCAACCCUUUUCAAUCACCAGAGAACUCACACUGGAGAGAAGCGGUAUAAAUGUGAGCAAUGUGGAAAAGCCUUCAGUCAGAGCUCAACCCUUAUUUCCCAUCAGAUGAUUCAUACUGGAGAAAAGCCUUAUACAUGUAGUGAAUGUGGGAAAGCCUUUCGUAAAAACUCAACAUUAAAUGAGCACCAGAAAAUUCAUACUGAAGAGAAACCUUGUAAAAAUGAGAAAUGUGAGAAAGUCUGCAGUCCAAGCUCAACUCAACUUGUGUCACAUAAGAAAUCUCAUAAUAGAAAGAAGCCUUAUAAGUGUGGUUACUGUGGGAAAGCCUUUCCUAAAAACUCAAUACUUGUUAAACACCAGAGGAUUCAUACUGGAGAGAAGCCUUAUGAAUGUAAUAAAUGUGAGAAAGCCUUCACUCAGAGCUCCACCCUUAUUAAACAUCAGAGAGUUCAUACUGAAGAGAGGCCUUAUCAGUGUAAUGAAUGUGAGAAGGCUUUCAACCAAAAAUCUAACCUGGUUCGACAUCAGAGGACACAUACUGGAGAGAAGCCUUACAAAUGCCGUGAAUGUGGGAAAGCCUUUAUGAGAAAGGUCCUACUGAUCUUACACAAAAGGAAGCAUAAUGGAGACAAUGUGGAAAAGUAAAGGGUGUGAACAAGCACCCACUGAACAAUUAAGCCUAUUGUACAUCAAGAGAUUCACACUGGAUAGAGACCUUAUCAGUAUAAUGAGAGCCUCCAUUCUGAGCUCAGCUUUUAAGGACAUUAUAUAAUUCAUACUGGAGAGAAGAAAGCUUUAGAACUACAAGAAGUAUGGGAACACCUUCUUGGGCUUUUAAAUAGGAGAGGAUUCUUCUUGGAAAAUAGCCCACCCCUCUUUUUUUUAAAAUGAAAUGUGUUUGGGGAAAGCCUCUUAUGGCAGAUAUAUCAGAAAUGGAAGAAUGCAAAAUCAUUUGUUGCUUACAGUGAUCAAUUACCGGACUAAGUCUUGGAUAUCUAAGUAGUAAGAAAAGAUAGUCCAAUUAGAACUGAGUCAAAGUGUUAUGGGGGAGAAGAUUUAACUGUAGGUCUUAUGACAAAAGUUUCACAAUCACCUACUAGGGAUGCUAGGCAUAGAUGGAAGGCAUUCUUGGUCAGGAACUAUUUGGAAUAAAUGUCUCAGAGGUAUCUCCUAUCCAGCUGUGUCUUUCAAUGUCCCCUAACUUUUCCCAGAAAUAGCAUCUUACCUUUUUAAUACCAGUAGUCUGUUAGUGUUGUAUGGUCAUGAAAUUUGGAACACUAUAGUUUCCAAAGAAUUACAAAUGGAUAUUACUUAGAAGAAAAAGGAGAGUAGUGUGUUGUGUAGGAGCAGGUAAAUAAGAACAGUCAGUCUUGAAACACAGAUGGAUUCUUUGCAUUCUUUUAUGCAGAGGUGACUGUGGAUUCCCUCAGAACUCUGUCAUCACACAUCACCCAGGGAAUCUGAUGACCCAGAGGGCAUGGGAGUAGUGAUUUUUUGUUAUGAUGAUCUUAAAUGAAGAGUAGAGCUGCUACUGCAUAGAGUG
Molecule: messenger RNA, 4135 nt
Organism: Trichosurus vulpecula (common brushtail)
Lineage: Eukaryota; Metazoa; Chordata; Mammalia; Diprotodontia; Phalangeridae
Product: zinc finger protein 260-like
Exons: 3
Coding region: 7-3237 (1076 amino acids)
Biological process (GO): negative regulation of transcription by RNA polymerase II
Cellular component (GO): PcG protein complex; transcription regulator complex
Molecular function (GO): DNA-binding transcription repressor activity, RNA polymerase II-specific; RNA polymerase II cis-regulatory region sequence-specific DNA binding
Source: RefSeq, a predicted model, not a curated record